AUGGGUAAGCUCAUCCCCAAUGCUUUCAAUCUGCUGGUGGUUAUCUAUGUCGCACUUGGAUCAACGGCAUGCUCCUAUGGCAUGGCCAUCAUUGGCAGCACCAUUGGACAACCUACUUUUUUCACGAGUCUGGGCCUCGCGGUAGCCGGCGAACCCGGUUACUCUGUGACAGCAGCGUGGCUCGGAGCCUUCAAUGGCGUCAAUGCUGCUGGCUCAGCCAUUGGGGCAAUCGCAUCGUCUUACUUUGCCGACAAGUAUAGUCGGAGAGCCACCAUUCAAGGCGGAGCUCUGGUUCUCAUUGUUGGCGCAGCAUUAUGUGCCGGAUCUGUCAACACCGGGAUGUUCACUGCAGGCCGUAUUAUCAAUGGUCUUGGUAUCGGGACUCUCGUUGCCAUCAUCCCGAUUUAUCAGGCAGAGGUCAGCACGCCAGAGUCUCGGGGAUUCAUGGUAUCCAUGCAUGGUGUCAUGUUCGCGGUCGGCUAUUCUCUCCAAGCAUGGAUUAGUUUCGGUGUAUCCUUCAUGACAUCUGGAGGAUCAACCUCGACAUUCCCAUGGCGAUUCCCAAUCGCUUUCCAGAUGGCGCCAGCCCUCUUUCUUGUGUUGGGAUCCUUCUGGCUACCUUACAGCCCUCGUUGGUUGAUGUUGAAAGGCCGUAGUGAGGAAGCUCUCGACGUCUUGAUUCGUUUACAUAGGACCAAGAAAGAUCCGGAGAGCACCCUUGCUCGGAGGGAAUUCUACCAACUCCAAAAGCAGACCGAAUUGGACCAGCACCUAGCGGCAAAUACAUCACGAUUCGAGCUGUUCAAGACUCCUGCAAACCGCAAACGAGCAUUGAUCGGAUUCAUGGUCAUGUGGAACAACCAGUUCACCGGAGUCUUGGUCAUAGCCAACUACGGGAUCAUCUUGUAUCAAUCUCUCGGCAUGACAUCGUACUGGCCCUUGCUAUUGACAUGCUUGUGGCUCACCAGCACUUUCCCAGGCAAUCUUUUCUGUGCCUUCUUCGUUGAGAGAUUCGGAAGACGACUGUUUAUGCUGAUUGGGUUGAGUGGUAUUCUCGUGUGUCUAAUAUGUGAAGCUGCACUACAGGCGGUAUUUCUGGGAACCGACAAUCGUGCAGGUCAGAACGCGGCUAUAUUUUUCAUUUUUCUCUUCAUUACCCCAUUCUGGAGCACAUUCAUGGACGCGAGCCAAUUCCUCUACGUCUCUGAAAUAUUUCCUAACCAUAUCCGCUCUCAAGGAACCACUUUUUCCAUUGCAGGCCUCUAUCUCGCGGAUAUCAUCAUCCUGGUUGCUGGCCCAACUGCACUUAACAAUAUCGGAUGGAAGUUCUUCAUCGUGUUUAUCGUCCCGACUUUCCUCCACAUAAUCUUUGUUUACUUCAUGUGUCCAGAGACCAAGGGUCGAUCAUUAGAGGAUAUCAGUGCUCAAUUUGGUGAACAGGUGGCCAUUCAUUACUAUGGAGCAACCGAACAGGAGAAGGCCGAGUUUGAAGCUGCUGCUACAGGGGGAAAAGGGAACUUCACUCAUGCAGAGACAGUCGCCGAGGUUCAAGAGGUUCAAACAGUGGAGAGGGUCAAAUGA
Messenger RNA from Exophiala spinifera, 1581 nucleotides. RefSeq lists its product as uncharacterized. Lineage: Eukaryota; Fungi; Ascomycota; Eurotiomycetes; Chaetothyriales; Herpotrichiellaceae. The record is from RefSeq and is a predicted model, not a curated record. Bases 1 to 1581 code for a protein of 526 amino acids. Gene Ontology annotation, biological process: carbohydrate transport; transmembrane transport. The transcript has 4 exons. Gene Ontology annotation, cellular component: membrane. Gene Ontology annotation, molecular function: carbohydrate:proton symporter activity.